AUCUGAAAUCAAGAAAAGAAAACCUUAUAUGAAGCUGGGUGGCGCGCACGUUGCCUUACAAGUUAGUUUUACACACAGCUAAUGUUAGGUAAAGCUAUGGCAAUUUGACGCGUGCCACAUGACCCGGAAACAAUCAUAAGCAUAUCCAUCUGUCCCGCGAGCAGCGCGAGGUAAACAGGCGCACAUGGUGGGAGCUAGCAGACGGCCCGCCGACCGCCGCCGUGUGUACAUAUAUAUAUAUUACUUAUGGUGGUGUACAAUGCCAGGCUACACAUGGACAUUUGUGGACCGCCCUCGGAGAAAGUGUAUCUGUCCCUUGUGUCGUCUGCCGGUGAGGGAGGCUGUUAGGGUGUCCUCGUGCGGCCACACCUUCUGUGACAUCUGUCUCCAGGAGUUCCUCAGUGCUGGUGUGUUCAAAUGUCCUGAAGAUGAUAAGCCCCUGGACUAUGCCCAGAUCUACCCGGAUGAUGACCUUACAUCUGAGGUGAUGAACAGCCUCAUCCGAUGUCGCUACAACAAGGAUGGGUGCCGUUGGGUAGGCAAACUGCACAACCUUCAGUCUCAUCUGGAUCAGUGUUGCUAUGACAACAUAGCUUGCCCUAACAAGUGCCCCGCCCUCCUGUCACGCCUGUCCCUGGAGGACCACCUGGAGUACUCCUGUCCUAAUAGACUUGUGGUCUGCGAGUUCUGUAGUCAACAGCUGCCCGGGGACACUUACGAACGGACACACUCUGGUCAGUGCCCCUGUGAGGUGAUGUGGUGUGAAAACAAGUGUGGAGCGCGACUAGAGAGGCGAUUCCUCAACAACCACAUGAGGAAUGAGUGUCACAAACGCACCGUAGAAUGCUCCUACUGCAAGAGGGACUUUGUACAGGAAACAUUGCAGACCCAUCAGUACCAGUGUCCCCGCUACCCAGUCACAUGUCCUAACCGCUGUGACCCAACCAAAAUUGCACGAGAGGAUCUGGAUGUUCAUGUUCAGGCCCUCUGUCCAUCUGCAACUGUUAGCUGUGCCUUCAAAAAGGCGGGCUGUUCUCAUAAGUGCCCCAGAUUUAGCAUGGACAAACAUGUGGAAGAAAACAUGAAGCACCACCUACAGUUAAUGUGUGACCUGUCUCAGCGUCAACAGGAGGAGAUAACCCAGCUGUGCGAUGCCCUUUACUCACUGUCACACGUCACAGAUGGCACCUUCAUAUGGCGCAUAACAAACUACAAACAAAAGUUCCUUGAGUCUGUGUAUAAAAGUGUGGAGAUUGUCAGCGAGCCCUUCUACACCUCCCGCUAUGGAUACAAGAUGGUGGCAUCUGUGUUUCUGAAUGGUAACGGAGCAGGGGAGGGUAAAAACUUGUCGGUGUACAUUAAGAUCCUCCCCGGUGAUUAUGACAAUAUCUUAGACUGGCCAUUCUCCCUGCCCAUCUCAUUCAGUCUGUUUGACCAGUGCUCAAGUCCCGAUAAACGCAGCAACAUCUGCGAGAGCUUCACUCCCGACCCGACCUGGAAACACUUCCAGAAACCUCUCAAGGACGCAGACAAGGACACACUGGGGUUUGGUUACCCAAAGUUUGUGUCACAUGAUGUGCUCAAGUCCCGAGAUUACAUCAAGGACGAUUGUAUUGUCAUCAAGGUCAAGGUGGACAACAACAAAUUCAUCUGUCCCUGAGUUGUAUAACAAUGUAUUAUCACUUAAUAUGAUCUCAGAUCUUGACUGGUUCUGUCAGCUAGACAGUAUAGUGCUGGGUGAUCAGACCCGGUGUGUAACCACACAAGGUAUAAAUGAUGGUCUACUUUUUUCACUCUGGAACCCUGUGAUAUCACAAGGUAGCCGUUAACCAAACAUUGAGGGUCCAAGUCACUAUAUGGACAACAGUCUUUCUUCACACAAGGAACUGUUGGUGUCUGUGAGUCACUAUACACUGUGACGAGUGACCAUAUACUGGAGCGAAAGACCAUCACUAUGGGACGUUAUGACGUUUGAUGUAAAUCAAUAAUGAGUUACCUGACUUUGAUAAUCUCAUAGACAGCAGAUUUAGACUGUAGUUUGAUAAGUCAAUAUCAGGGACGGUGGAUGUGACGCUUUAACAGUGAUGUUUUUGUGAUGGAUCCAUAGUCUAUAGGUGAAACAGUCCUACAGAUCACUUUGUGUCUUGUUUUCGUGUAUCCAAUGUGCCAUAUACCAAAGUGAAUAAGUCGGGCUGCUUCAGCAAAACCAAUCCAGAUACUGUACAUACCUGAGCCUCGUUAAUCCAGCGACCUCCCAUCCUAAGUAUCCAACCAGUGUUAACUGUUAGGGAACAGAUAGAGUAUAAAAUUGUCCCAUAAUCUAGCUGUAUAGAAAUCCAGCCACUUCGUCUGUUUGUUUUGAAAGUGACUGGAGACUCCACUAGGGUACAUUUAUGUACUUUUAAUUAGCAACAAUUUCGUUAUAUUUUGCACCUUUUUUAACAAAAAUGUGUAAAUCCAUAACAUCAACUUUAAAAGAAUUCGAUGAAAAUUUUGUGAAAACCAAGUAAACCGAAAUAUAUUCUUUCAUAAAGUGUUAUGGAAGCUAGUUGAUCAUGAUCCAGAGUUGUAUUGUGAUAUAGAUUUGGAGAGUGAAUAAGAUAUGUGAAAAUCCAAGGAGUUCUUGUAAUAUAUUAUAAAAAAGUAAUAGCUACAGACUCAUGAGAGGGUGGGAGAGGCAUGUACUGUAUUAGAUCCAUUGAAAGUAUAUAAAGAGGGAUAACUCAAUUUGGAGAUAAAAAGAGGGAUAACUCAAUUAGGAGAUAUAAAGGGGGAUAACUCAGCUAGGCGUAUAUGCAAGCAUGAUUGUUAAAUGUUGCUCCAUCAGAAACCAAAAAUUGGUACACAUUUUGUGAAUACACUCACGUCAUCAUGCAUUAUAAAACCCACUUACACAUGUUAAUCAUUUCAAUGAUCUCCACAGGAAGUGUUUUAUGUAAUGUGAAGAUUCUUUCACUAUGACGCAAGUCAGUUCUGAUAUGCAUGAUAGCAGCUAUCUAUCUACAUGUAGAUAAUAAAUCCAGGUCCUGACUAUAAUACUCAGCUGAUAAAGAUAUUGCAUCUGUCUGCAUUCCUAUGUACCCAUACUGAUGACUGUUGGGUUAUAUCAGAGCAUUUCAGUAUUAAAAACCUAGUAUACAGAUAUGUUGAACUUAAGUUGUAUUCUUUGUCAUCAUUGUAAAAUUAUCACGUACUGACCAUUGUUAUUGACCUUAUGUUAGCUGUGGCAAAGAUGUAAAAUUCUAAACAAGUAAACAUCAUAUGAAGAAAUUUUGUGCCUCAAAUUCUUCUGUAAUGAGUUAUUCCCCUUGGAUUCAUAAUAUUCAUAAAUGACUCGCACCGAAGACUCUCCUAGUUUUUAAAUCACGAGACUGAUGGCACAGUGCUAUAUACCUCUACUUGCCUAGUGCUAUAGGGAUAAUUAUGUUGUUGAUAUUGUUAUUGUUACUGAUGUUAAUUAUGUAAUCCCAAUUUGUUUUAAGGGAUGCCUUUACACAACAGGACAAAAUCAUGAAAACGAACUUUUAACUCUAUUAUUAUUAGACAAAUUAUAAUGUCCUUUACUACAGCAUCAAUUCAAGUUAAAAGAAACAUUUUAUUUAAAUUCUUUGUAAUAAAUUUUGGAGGUUGUAGUACUUCAGUUGCAGAAAUCUGCAUUGUUUUGAGAUUUUAAGAAAGCUAGUUUGAAAACCUCCACUGGGAAGAAAGUUCACACUUUGUUACUUCAAUAUCAUGUCACCAACUCUGUGUAAGGUAACCAUGCUCUUUUUUGUGAUUGUGUAUUCAGUAUGGAAAUGAACCUCAUCUCACGGAAAAUAGAUGCAACUGUUAUCUUGCUUCCGUGGAUAUGCACUGAUAUAGGGGAUUCCAUUGACUCACUCUUGUACACAUAUGUUUACAUACUGAUAUACAUUCUUUGUAUAAAUUGUUUACUAUGAAGAAUGUAUUCUGCAAUGUCGGAGCAAUCAACGUUAUUUCAUAAUUUAUUUUACAUAUUUCUCUGUCUUUUUUACCUUCUACUGUCUUUGUGACCUUUGUUCUGUCAUUGUUCACCCUAGCUCUCAGUGUGAUCCGACCUUGUGACCCUCCUCCGGUCUUAUACUAUAUGUUACGUCUCUAUUUGUGUGCGUUAACCAAAUGGGUUCCUUUCCCCCUACCUACUCCUGCUGUCUACACGUGUGGAGUUAUUGUUUUAUGGACACGGUUUCCUGUCUCUACUUUAUUACUCCCGUCGAACGCGACGUGUUUAGGUUAUACUCCGACUGAAGACACUAUAUCCCGACAAUAUGUAUAGAACGUCAAUCUCUUGUGUCCUGUCCCCACAAUUAUACUCAUUCAUCUACAUCACAUCCAUAAUUACACAUUUGUACAAAUAUUCGUUCUAGUCAGUUUUCGCCAUUGUAUGAACAUGUACUGGUGUAUCUCGUAUGCCCAUAUUUAUUGAUGUAUCGUUUAAGAAUAAUAAACUUAUGAUUA
This is a messenger RNA of Mizuhopecten yessoensis (Yesso scallop), 4476 nucleotides long. Its product is annotated as TNF receptor-associated factor 4-like. Gene Ontology annotation, biological process: regulation of apoptotic process; regulation of canonical NF-kappaB signal transduction; tumor necrosis factor-mediated signaling pathway. NCBI's taxonomy places the organism in Eukaryota, Metazoa, Mollusca, Bivalvia, Pectinida, Pectinidae. Gene Ontology annotation, cellular component: plasma membrane signaling receptor complex. The transcript is spliced from 6 exons. Gene Ontology annotation, molecular function: protein binding; zinc ion binding. The record is from RefSeq and is a predicted model, not a curated record. The coding region runs from base 185 to 1660 and encodes 491 amino acids.